ACAGGUCUUUGUUGUCUGAAUAAAAAUCCGUGGCAGCUCCAGGGAGAGAACUCCUCCUACUAAAUUAUCAAAAAUGGGCUGGCUUUAGUCUCUUAACAAAUUGGACACAGCUCCGGCAGGAGCAGUCCCCAACCCAACCUACAGGCACUGGGAACUUGCAAGCAGCCAGGGACCGCUGAAAAUAGCACUUCGUCUUCUUUCUUUGUGUUCAAAACUAUUUUCUUUCUUCACCAGAUUUUUGUUUUCCUCCCCCCCCCCCGCAGUUGUUUCCCAUUAGUAACUCGAUCUCUCGUAGCAGUAAGAUUCGCCUUCGCCUUUCCCCUCCGCCCGUGUUUGUUUGUUUUCUGCACAUCUCCUUCAGGGAGACGCCAGAGUCCCCCCACCCCGCCUAUUUUUCCCCCCUCUUUCCCUCUGCAAGUAGGCCUAUUUUCACUUUGUCUGACUCUUUCUUCUUUGCUCUCUGCCUCUUGCCCUCUGUCCCCGCGCGCCUCUGCGUUCCAACAUCGCGCAGCCCUCUGCGGUCCCUUUUGCCCCAGCACUCGGAUGAGCUGAGAACCCCGGGUGUGUGUUUAUGGAAAUAGUGGGGUGCCGAGCAGAAGACAAUUCGUGUCCUUUCCGCCCCCCAGCCAUGCUCUUCCACGGGAUCUCCGGAGGCCACAUCCAAGGCAUUAUGGAGGAGAUGGAGCGCAGAUCCAAGACCGAGGCCCGUCUGGCUAAAGGCACUCAGCUCAACGGCCGCGACGCGGGCAUGCCCCCUCUCAGCCCCGAGAAGCCGGCUUUGUGUGCUGGCUGCGGGGGCAAGAUCUCGGACAGGUACUACCUACUGGCCGUGGACAAACAGUGGCACCUGAGGUGCCUGAAGUGCUGUGAAUGUAAGCUAGCUCUGGAAUCUGAGCUCACCUGCUUCGCCAAGGACGGUAGCAUUUACUGCAAGGAGGAUUACUACAGAAGGUUCUCUGUGCAGAGAUGUGCCCGCUGCCACCUUGGCAUUUCUGCCUCUGAGAUGGUCAUGCGUGCCCGAGACUCUGUCUACCACCUGAGCUGCUUCACCUGUUCUACCUGCAACAAGACUCUGACCACAGGCGACCAUUUCGGCAUGAAGGACAGCCUGGUGUACUGCCGCGCCCACUUCGAGACCCUCUUGCAAGGGGAGUAUCCUCCACAGAUGAGCUACACGGAGCUGGCGGCCAAGAGUGGCGGCUUGGCCCUGCCUUACUUCAAUGGCACCGGCACGGUGCAGAAGGGGCGGCCUCGGAAGAGGAAGAGCCCAGCGCUGGGAGUAGACAUCGUCAAUUACAACUCAGGUUGUAAUGAGAAUGAGGCAGACCACUUGGACCGGGACCAGCAGCCUUAUCCACCCUCUCAGAAGACCAAGCGCAUGCGAACUUCCUUCAAGCACCACCAGCUCCGGACCAUGAAAUCCUACUUUGCCAUCAACCAUAAUCCGGAUGCCAAGGACCUCAAGCAACUUGCUCAGAAAACAGGCCUGACCAAAAGAGUUUUGCAGGGAGAACAAAUCUUGGGGCAUUACAGCCAAACAUCCCGACGUUUGAAAAUUCCCUAAAGUAUUAAAAGAAGGGGAAAAGUUUGAUCGGAAAUCCACUGCAGUGAAGACAAAGACACUAUUAGGUUAUGAUAAUCAUACAUUUAAAAACUUAUUGAGCCAAAAAAAAAGAGAGAGAGAGAGAGAGUGAGACAUAAAUGUCAUUUAUUGAAUGUUAACAAAACUUCUGUUCUUUAUGAUGUCUAACACAAAUGAAGGCUUAAAAUUAUGUGGUUUAAAAACACUAGAUAAACCUGUAUUAACCAGAGCAACCUGGCAGUAAUAUGCCCACCCCAUAUUUGAAGAAAAUUAUUAUUGAAAAAAUUCCCACACAUUUGUCAAGCAACAAUAACUGUAAAAUAAAGUCCAAAAACAUUCAUUUCUCCUGCUUGCUAAUGUGUAUUAGUCCUAUCUGUUAAUGGCAUUUUUCCAAUUGUAAAUUCAAAGAAAAGCUAUCACUCAUUUAAGAGUAUAGGGAUCAAACCCCAGUAAUUUUAGUAUUAUUGUUUAUUACUUCCUUUUUAAACAGAAGUCUCUGCAUGCACUUUUACAUCUGUCACCUCUAGUGUACAUCUCUGUAAUGAUGACUUAUCUUUGCUGUUUCUUGUAUGAUAAAUAGCUUUCAUUAAUAAACAUUUUAUUUGAUGCAAACAUAGUUAACUUUAUAUUAAACACACACUGUUGAAAUUAAUUUUGAACACUGUCUUAAGGAGGCAGCACAGUACAUUCACAACUUGUUAUAGUUAGGAAAAAAUCCAAACAAUUUAAUGAAGUUUAAUUCUGGUAGUCUAGGGUAAAAUUACUUACUUGCUUUUUUUUCUUUAUUUUUUCAUGACUUAUUUUCAUUUGUUGUAUUCUACUGACACAUGUAUUAAAAAUAAAAAAGCAAACCCAAGUUACAACAUAAAUAAAACUCAGUAUAAAUUAUUGUGUAAAAUUUCAACUUUUUUAGGGUAAAAUUUAUAGAUUCUCUAUGAGUUUACGUGUUUGCUAUGCAAUGAGCAGAUUUAUUGAAGUGUACAAUAUGUUCUGAACUAUGAAAAGAUCCAGUCUUUGCAUAGUUCAAGAUACUUAUGCUAUUACAAAACAAAGGAGCAAGUGGGAAGUAAAACAAAUAUUUAGAAACGAGGUUUUUUUAAUUGUUAAAGGGAGUAUUUGAAGAAAGAAUUUUUUAAACUAUUCCUAUUUAGUUGUAAAUCCAAAGCAUAUGUUAAACAAAUUAACAUAUAAAAUACUUUCCAGAAAAUUUUUCAUUAUGAUGAAAUUUUUAUUAUAUACAAAUGAACCCUAUGUAAAUGAUGUAACUUUUUAUGAAAAACAGACAUUAAAUAUUUCACUUACAUAUAUUCUCAGAAUUUUGAAUGUUUUCUUAAAUGCUUUCACUUCCUGAAUACUAAAAAAGAAAAUAAUUUAAGAGAAACAGUGACUUACUACUACUACUACUACUACUAUUAAUAAUAAUAAUAAAGCAAUGCACCGUGACAAGCAGACUAUUUUGAGUGAUCAUGAAACAUGUUGGUUUUGUCAGCAACUUGAAUGUUUAUGCCUCAUUGAAACCUCACCCAUGGCUCUAGCAACCUAGAUAGAUUUCCCAACACAUUUUCAGCCAGUUUAUUCAAAAUUUUGUCCUAUAAGCUUUGCCUUCUUUCCCUGCUCUGUCACCUAUAGCAGUUUCAUUUAGAAAUAUUUUGGAAACUUGCCUGGUUUUACAGACCUUUAAAUAUUUGUCUGGAAUGUGAAAUUCGGGAAGAGACCAAAGAGGGAAAGAACGUAACUGAAAUUAGACAUCUGAAAAAAAUAAUACAAAUUUGAAACAGGCACAUUUUUAAAAGCGAAGGAAAGGAGCACUAAUUAUGUGAGUGGGAAAAGAAAAGAGCAUGUGAUGCUGAGUUGGGAGUUGUAUCAUGCUUUCCCAUGAUGCUCAGCAGUCUUUGGGGCUGGGCAAUUGCAAAUGCCAACUAAUUGUUUAGCAUGGAAUGGGAGAAUGUGGGCUUCUUUGAUGGGGACAGGGUACCAAGUUUUUACGGCUUCUACCUCCCCAAUUCGUGGGUUAGUCUAACUUCUGGUAAAUUGAUCUUGGGCACCAAAAGCUUUAUUCAGAAUUGGUGUCUGUGACCUUUGGUUAAACAGUCAUUUUAAUGCUGACUUAAAAAAUAUAUAGGUUUUUGAUACCUCAAAUAAGAAUAAAACUUCAUAAUAAAGAAACCAAAGCGAAUAUCCUUAAAAUUUUGGAGGCUUUUCAUCACCUAAAACCUAAAUAGCUUUAUUGAACAAAAUCCCAGUGAAAUCUGAUGUAUAUUCUUUGGAGUCAAAAUUUUUUUUAUUAGAGAUAUAAAAACCUCAUCUCAUUUUCUAUUGUAGUUGCCUGCAAAGGGCAUUGUGAUGGAAAGUGUUAGAAAUGGGAAGUUCUGAAAUUGAAAUCUGGAGUCAUGACAUUCUAGGUUCUUAAAGAGAAUUUUGGGGAUAAUAUUGUUGUUAUGAAAGAUAAAUAUGAACAUCUAAUUUUCUAUGGAGUUCUGCUGUUUAAUUUUUAACUAUGUUAUAAACAAAGUUAGCUUUACUGGAAGAAAGAUUGUGUGCUUUCCAGGUGAUUCAAUACCUGUUACAUCUUGUGGUCUUUAGACAUCAGGGGAAAAUAAGGAUACUUGGACUCAGCUCAAAUUGAAGAAAUGCACUGUAAAUACUCAAAGCAUAUGCACUGAGCAUGUAGAUAAACUCUGAAUUGGCCUGUGGAUCAAUUUUCUAUUUUUCUAAAGGGGAAUUAAUUCAGAAUAUUGUAAUUAAAAGAAGCCCCUCUGAUGCACAAUACUUUGCUUUAUAGACAACGUCAAAAUAUAAAGUUACGUUCUUUAUGGUUUGCUAUUGAUUUAAAGCAUUUUAAAAGUCAUACCUACUUGUCCUUAUAGCAUUUUUUUUUCAGAAUAACAUUAUGAUUUUUCUUAUUUUCAAAAUAAUUUAAAAAUUUAAGCUAAUAUGUUAUUUUGAAUAAUUUCUGGGAAGAUAUCUAUUUCAUUUUACCUGGUUCUAUAGCAAAAAAGAUUUUUUUUUAGAAGUUCAGAACUGUGCAUGAUACUCAAGGAAAAGUCUCUGAAUAUGAUAUAAGUAACAAUAUUCUUGCCACAACUCAUUUUCUUUUUAACUGUUGCAAAUAGAUACGUUUCUCUUUCAACAUUUCUCUGUCAAUAUUAAUAAAGUUAAUCCUCCAUGUUAUGUA
Messenger RNA from Ictidomys tridecemlineatus (thirteen-lined ground squirrel), 4757 nucleotides. It is a transcript of the gene Lhx9, whose product is annotated as LIM homeobox 9. Gene Ontology annotation, molecular function: DNA-binding transcription factor activity, RNA polymerase II-specific; RNA polymerase II transcription regulatory region sequence-specific DNA binding. Gene Ontology annotation, biological process: regulation of transcription by RNA polymerase II; neuron differentiation. NCBI's taxonomy places the organism in Eukaryota, Metazoa, Chordata, Mammalia, Rodentia, Sciuridae. The record is from RefSeq and is a predicted model, not a curated record. Gene Ontology annotation, cellular component: nucleus.